AUGCAGAAUCAUCAACCGAACGAAGUGUCGGCAUCCCUACCUGAUCAAUCAAUCGAUUCAACAUUUGAAAAGCUUAUUGCUCGAUUAGAACAAUGUAAAUCUGCUCCUAAGAGUACGGUUGAAUCAAAGAAAAAGAUCUGGUCAGAAUUUCUUCCUAUUUGGGCUGAUAUUCUUCAAUUCACUCCCGAUGAGGCAACAUUGUGUUAUGAGAAAUGUACCCAAGUAUUAGGCACAUUAUUACAAUCGGUCAACUUUUUUUCAAUAAAACGCGAGGUAGACAUCGCUAGACAAAGCCUUUUCACUUGCAUUACUCAACUGAAUCGAGCACAUUUUAAAGAAUUUCUUCAAUUGCCGGAAGACAAGGAAAAAUCGAAUGGAAAUCAAAUAUAUUUCGCUCAUCUUGAAAAACUUCUAUUCGUCGCUGCCCAAUGUACUCUAUAUGUUAAUUUUACGACAAUCGAUGAACAACAAUUUAUUGCUGAACAUACCGAAUUAAUUAUAGUUUUGAUUGAACGCGUUGAUCGGGCUAUGCCCGAACAUGCUGAUUUCACGAUACAGAAAGAUCAUUCUUUAGGCAGUCUUAUUGAAUCAAUUUUAUCCCUUCUGUGGAAUCUAGCAGAUCGAACAGUGCUAGUCCCAACAAUUUUGAAAUGUGGUUUGUCAAAGAGAAUCGUAAGUUGGCUUAGACAAGCACCUAUGAUAAAUGAUAAAGGCCGACGACCAUUUAUUAGUAUUGCUCAUAAUAUUUCUCGCCAUGAUGAUGGAGCAGAUGAACUCAAUCAAUUAGGAGCAAUCCCAAUAAUCAAACAAUACCAGAGUAUAAAAACUACUACUGUUGACGCGCGUAACCUCAUUGCUAUAAUGACUCUGGCACUUCUAUCAACACCAGACCAAAUCAAACAGGAUAAGAAAGGUAUGAAUGCCACACUCAAUCAAUUGCUUCAAUUAGUGAUAGGCGCUGCAAAGGGUGAUCGCUUUCGAUGUAAUGGCUUUCAUGUUAGUGAACCAUUGGGUGUUCUCGUGAAAAUGUUUGUAGUAGAAGAGCGCACACUGGACUAUAUUCUCUGUCAUGCAGAAACAGAUCCACCUUCAGAUAUAGUAUCAACGAUUAGUCUAUUUAUUUCCUUGUUUAUGACUUUUGGAAAUGCUUUCAAAGGAAUUAGUUACUUAGAGCAAUUUACUCUGAUUGCUCUCUUGAACAUUUUUUGGAGUAUUUCAUUUCAAGCAAACUAUGCGCAGGAAUUAGCAAAUAAUGAACAAUUAAUCAAGAAAAUUCGAAGUUUACUUGACGAUGAAAAGGAACAAGAAAUUCUUGAACAAUAUAAACCUCGUUCGAUGGAAGGAGCUCUACAAGCUGCUCGUGGUAUUUUACACAAUCUCAAUUUUGACAAUAGGGCUGAUGUAAACAUUGAAGAGCUUAACAGGCGUCAUGAAUCAGAUCGGCCGGAAUGUUUAGAAAAAUAUAAUGAUACUCUGUCAGAGCUUCCUUUGCUACAAAAAUCCAAAGAAGUUGAUAUACCAUGGAUCAUGAUCAGUUAUUGUCAUGCUGAUGAUACAUUUUGUAGCCGAAUAUUAGAAUUAUUUUCAACACGUAGUGAAACAUUUCAUAUAUGGAUAGAUCGAACACACUGUCAGACGGCUAUUGAUCUAUGGGAGUCGAUUGCCGAAGGAAUGGAAAGUGCAUCGGUCAUUGUUUGUCUUCUUUCUAACAGCUAUUUGGAAAGUAAAUCGUGCCGUCAAGAAUUUGUCUAUGCCAUUGAUUCAUUAAAGAAACCAGUACUGCCAGUCUUACUGGGAAACUUUGAUCCGAAAGGUUGGCUUGGUAUCCGUAUGUCUGGCUUGAAGUAUGUUCGUUUUCGAGAUCUGUUACAGCCAGAUUCAAGUAAAUUAACUGAAUUGGUAAAUACUGUGAUAAGUUCACUGCCACAAGGCAAAACUAUGGCUAUCAAACAUCUUUCAUCACCACAGCAUCAUGAUCCGCCAAUAUCUACUGUUUCAGUCACUUUGUUGGCCCCUCUGAAUCUACGUCCUUUUGAUCAAUUAACUUGGUCAGUCGAAGAUAUUCAUAACUGGUUUGCCUAUCAUCACAUAUCAAGAGAACUUCGUGAUUUGUUUGAUUUUCAAAACGGUGAAGAAAUGCUCGACUAUGCUCAAUUACUUACAAAAGAUCGGGAAAAACAGAUGAAGAUCUACUCAAACGUCUAUGCUAAAAAAUAUGCUGGCAGUGAAAUGGCUCCACAUGAUUUUAUUCGAUUUUCCAAAGCACUGAAGCAACUAUUUAAAGAACAUCAGCCCGUCUCAUCUGUGAUUGAGCAGAAAUCAUCUAUGCAAAACAAAACAAGCGUUUGCACUAUCCUAUAA
Rotaria socialis is the source of this 2361-nucleotide messenger RNA. NCBI's taxonomy places the organism in Eukaryota, Metazoa, Rotifera, Eurotatoria, Philodinida, Philodinidae. The record is from the annotation of a GenBank genome assembly.